This is a messenger RNA of Lotus japonicus, 411 nucleotides long. RefSeq lists its product as uncharacterized. The transcript is spliced from 3 exons. Bases 1 to 411 code for a protein of 136 amino acids. The record is from RefSeq and is a predicted model, not a curated record. NCBI's taxonomy places the organism in Eukaryota, Viridiplantae, Streptophyta, Magnoliopsida, Fabales, Fabaceae.
AUGGAAAUAUUUUUCAUUCUGAUUCUCAGUUUGUGUGGUCAAUACUAUAAAGUUGAUGGAGGAAUAAUACAUCAACCAAAUAAACAACAGUUUCAUAGAUUACAUAACUACCAAAGCAUCCAGCGUUCACUAGAUGAUGAUUUUGAUUGUGUUGAAAUUUAUAAGCAACCUACUUUGCAACAUCCUUUACUCAAAAAUCACAAAAUUCAGCUUUUUCCAACUUUUAUGAGGACUACCAUGCAUAAUAGAUCAUCUUACCUCGGCAAUGGAUGUCGUCCGGGAAAAGUGCCCAUUUUCAAGACCAGAAUGAGACAGAAGAUGAUUACUAAGUCAUCUUCGAAAUCACAACUUGAUGAUUUUAAUCAAUAUUCUCAAAGUUAUCCUGGACAUCAUGUAAGUUGGUUCAACUAA